GCUCCUCCUACUCCCAGCUCCAGGCUCGAGCCUGCUUGGUCUUAACCUCAGAGACCGCGGAGCCCCGACGCCGGAUCCCCGUCCCCGCUCGCCAUGAGUCCCGCGCGGCGGAGCGCCCGCGUGGUGCUGCGCCUACUGGGCGGGCUGGCCCUGCCGCUGCUGCUACUCCUGCGUCCUCCCGCUGCGUCGGGUGACUGCAGCCUUCCCCCAGAUGUACCUAAUGCCCAGCCAGCUUUGGGAGCUCUUACAAGUUUUCCCAAACAAAGCACAGUAACAUACAAAUGCAACGAAGGCUUUGUAAAAGUUCCUGGCAAGGCAGACACAGUGGUCUGUCUGAAUAAUCAAUGGUCAGAGGUUGCAGAAUUUUGUAAUCGUAGCUGUGAUGUUCCAACCAGGCUACUUUUUGCAUCUCUCAAAAAGUCUUAUACCAAACAGAAUUAUUUUCCAGAAGGUUCCACUGUAGAGUAUGAUUGCCGUUUGGGCUUCAUAAGGGACCAUUCUCUCUCAGGAAAACUAACUUGCCUUCAGAAUUUUACGUGGUCCAAACCUGAUGAAUUUUGUAAAAAAAAAUCAUGUGGUAACCCUAGAGAAAUAAAAAAUGGUCAUGUCAGUAUAACACGUGACCUGUUAUUUGGAUCGUCCAUCCAUUUUUCAUGUAAUACAGGGUACAAAUUAGUUGGUGCAACUUCUAGUUACUGUUCUCUUGCGGGAAAUACUGUUGAGUGGAGUGGUCGGUUUCCAGAAUGCCAAGAAAUUUUAUGUCCAGAACCACCAGAAGUUGACCAUGGAAUGAUUGAAAAUGAACAAAGCAGUUAUGCAUAUAGACAAUCUGUAACAUAUAAAUGUAUGAAAGGCUUCACCCUGCAUGGAGAGAGCUCUAUCUAUUGUACUGUAAAAGAUGACCAAGGAGAGUGGAGUGGCCCCCCACCUGAAUGCAAAGAAACUUUUCAAAUUUACAAAGUCACACCAGCAGUUCAGAAACCCACCAGAGUACAUGUUCCAGCUACCAAAGCCUCAUCAUCUCCUCAGAAAUCCACCACAGUGAAUGCUCCAGCUACAGAGGUUCCACCAACUCCUCAGAAACCCACCACUGUAAAUGUUUCAGGUACAGAAACCCCACCAACUCCUCAGGAACCCACCACUGUAAAAGUUCCAGCUACAGAAGCCCCACCAACUCCUCAGAAACUCAUCAAAAUAAACUCUUCAGCUACAAAGUCCCCACUAGCUUCUCAGAAACCCACCACUGUAAAUGUUCCAGCUACAGAAGUCUCAUCAGCUCCUCAGAAACCUUCCACAGCAAAUGAUUCAGCCACAAUAGCCCCAAAUUCCCCCAUCUCAAACACUGUCUCUACAGCAGCUCAGAAUCCCAUCAUGGCAAAUGCUUCUGCAGCACAGGCCACACCACCAACCCAAAGAUUCACCAAGGCAAAAUCUUCACUUACACAGAAUCUUAGAGCAACACAAAAGUCCACUGCUGUACAUACCCCAGUGACCAAGAGUCUCCAUGCAACACAAAGAUUGACCUCUGCUCAUGUUACAGCAACAAGGAGUCCAGCUGUUCCCAGGACAACCACACAUUUUCAUGCAACAAGCACACCUAAAGGAGGAGGAAGCUCUCCUUCAGUUGCUAGCAUCAUUGCAUCGGGUAAGUGUGGCUCUCUGGCAGUUAACAGAACUUGUCCUCGCUUUCGGAUGUGUAAUCUAUGUUCCUGGAAAAUUAUAUUGUCUUUUAAGUGUCUUAGGAAUACUAUUAAAAUACAGUGUUUACGGGUGCCAAAGAGAAAACAGGUAAAUGCAUUUUAUCGAUGUGUUUUGUACUACCAUCAGGUACUUGGUAUGUUCCUAAGUAUUCCCCACCAUGUUCUUGUUCCAAGGUAAUUUUAGGACAACUUCAGAUCAUUUGACCAAUUGAUCAAGUAUUAUUGUGUUCCUGUCAUCUCAAUACAUCUCAUUCUAGUGGCUAAAGAACCACAAGAGGAGAGAGUUAUCAAUACAGUUUCUAUCCUCAAGUAUUUUAUAAUUAAUCAUAAACUACUCCUUGACCAUUUCUAGAUGUCUGUCUUAUCCCAAGUAAAACAGAGUCUUACCUUUGGUUAUAUCCUCUUCAUUUUCCCUUCCCUGUCAAUGGUUUAAAGUUAUCUUUAAAAAGUAUUAUGUUGCUAUAGGCAUGAGGCCGAAAACAUACCUGUGUUGCAGUUUCUUCUAGCAUUUGGUCUAGUCCUUUUCUUGUUCGUAAAUAAAUUAUUUGAUGUUAUGCAUUAACAAGAAGAUUAAUAAACUCCUAAAGAAGAUGGUAAAAUAAAUGUUUGUUAAGAAGCAAUACAGCUAAAUAAGCAUAUAUUGAUAAGUAAUGUCUAAUGGAAAAUAUUAAAAAGUGAAUUUUUUGAUUUAUGUGUUAAUAAGCUGAAGUCUCCUAUCUUAUGCAUGCAUGAAUUAGCCAAGGGACUAUAAACCUGAAAGCAGGUACUUGUUUUAUUAUUUUCAUUGUUAUUUAUUAUAGUUUUUAUAUUUUAAAUGAACA
Molecule: messenger RNA, 2521 nt
Organism: Kogia breviceps (pygmy sperm whale)
Lineage: Eukaryota; Metazoa; Chordata; Mammalia; Artiodactyla; Physeteridae
Gene: CD55
Product: CD55 molecule (Cromer blood group)
Biological process (GO): negative regulation of complement activation, classical pathway; T cell mediated immunity
Cellular component (GO): plasma membrane
Source: RefSeq, a predicted model, not a curated record